Messenger RNA from Ambispora leptoticha, 588 nucleotides. The record is from the annotation of a GenBank genome assembly. Lineage: Eukaryota; Fungi; Glomeromycota; Glomeromycetes; Archaeosporales; Ambisporaceae.
AUGUUUUCAUUUAAACAACUCAUAACUUAUGCAGAGAGAAAUUCACAAAAAUUCACGCCAAUUAUUUAUAGAAACCUUCUUAAUUCAAAAUCAAUAUCUUGUAAAAUCCCAGCUAAAAUUUUUGUUUCCCCACGAAGAAAUAUUCAGAAACGAUUCUUCUCUUGUACUGCAGUAAAUAAACAUAAAGAAAUCGCGCCGCCAAAAGAAGGUGAGGGUGUCAAGAUCAAUAUAAUCACCCGUGAAGGUGACAAACACACAAUACAGGCCAACGAAGGUGAUAGUAUAAUGGACAUUACGAUGGCACACGACAUAGAUCUUGAAUGCGCAUGUGAGGGAUCACUGGCGUGUUCGACGUGUCAUGUAAUCGUAGAUCCAAAGUAUUAUGAGAAAUUGGAUGAACCGACAGAUGAAGAAAAUGAUAUGUUGGAUCUUGCAUUUGGAUUGACUGAAACAUCGCGAUUGGGAUGUCAGAUCGUUAUGAAACCAGAAUUGGAUGGGAUAACUGUCACUAUUCCUUCUGCAACGAGAAAUGUUCGUCUUGAAGGUAACCUUUUGCGAUAUAAAAAUUCGCGUCUAUUUAUAUCUUGA